GUUCAACGCGGCGGAAGUGAACUGCCAGGUAAACAUUUAGCUCUAAUACAGUUGCUCUCUAAAACAUGUCAAAUUCUUUUUUUUCGAAUAUUUUAUGAAAGUGCCUUUGAAAUACCACACUUUAGUUCGCUUUCUGACAAUAUUGUCACUGACGUGUUACAAACUGACCCACACAUCGGUAAAGUUGUUGGCUGCUGUUUAGCCAGCUGAGCUAGCUAGUAACGUUACAGUGCCACAGACAAAAGGGUUAGCUAGCUAGUUAUCAGUAUCUUUGGUAUUGCUGCUUCACUCUCAGUGACUUGGCCAACUUAGCAAACUUGGUAGCGUUAGGCUGUGUGGGUGAUUUUUUUUUAUCUCCCUAGUAGAGCAAUGAAUUCCUGUUUACAAAACGAAGAAAACGCUCGUGCAGUGGAAAAUGCUAUCAGAACAGCGGUAAAUACUGUCAUGGAUGUUAUUUACAAUAUGAACAGUACCAAAAUACUGGAAUGUGAAAGGAAGGUGGCCGAGAGGGACAAAGAAAAUGAAACGCUUAAAUGUAAGCUUAAAAAAGCUGAAGAGGAAUUAACAGCAUUUCGAGUAGGCCUAUCUUUUGAAUUUUCUGCACUUUCAUCAGGAAGAGAUUUUGGGAAACCGAUGUGCAAUGAGAACGAGGUGGGAAGCGAAACUAAUUGGAGAAUGGAUUUCCCCAGUCUCAAUGCAGGGACUCCUGGGCUUUCAGCAGAGAGAACCAGAGGCCAGUCCCCAUCAGCCACUCCAGUCACCAGCCCAGUGAUAAAAGAGGAGCCUGCUGACACUGGGUCCUUCUACAUCAAAUGGGAGAUGAGUGAGGAGAGCAUUGCGGAACAACAGGAGGGCUUAGGCCCGAUGCACGUCUUGGGGAAAGAGUCUGAUGGAAUGUUUUCUGUUGCUGGUAGCCAGAGUCCAGGCGAUAGACGUUCAGAACUGUCUGAGGAGACAUCGAUAGAGCGUGUGAAAAGGAGGCUGUCAAGCGCAGAGACACAGCGGCAGUACAGAGAGAGAAUCCGUGCUGACCCUGAGAAGUUGCGGGCUUACAAGGAAAGGGCAAAAUGCAGGGAGGAUGAUGAUUAUGAUGAGGAUUGGAUCAGCAACUUUCAUGUCCCUUGGCAGCAGACGCCUGAAAGCCUCAGGCGAGCCAUUGCAGAGGGACGAAGAGUCGAGGCGGCAGAUAGGCGGCUGAUGGUGAGGAUCACCGUUGAUGCAAUGCGUGUACACUGCCUCAACCCCAACAAGAAAGUAUGUUCAGAAAUUGCCAAAGCUAUAGUUUCAGAAUAUCCAGAGAGCUUUGCAGACCUGUCAAAAGAAGGGGAACUGCUUAGCAGAAGGUACUCCUCCUUGCUCACCCAAAUAAAGACCAGAGUGGAGCAUGUGAACCGGAACACUGAAAAUAGAAUACGCAGACCCAAGACGAGCAAAAAAGGGGAAACCGGCAACAGACAAGUCAAAACAGCAAGAACAAAAGUGGACAGUUAUGGGUGCAUAAACUGGCACCCACAGGACCUUCCAGAAGGAGAAACUCCUGACUCCCUGGAAAAUAAGAGACAGAUUAUGGCCACCAUUUUCAACAGUGCAAGCCCCAGAGGUGUGGACAGGGGAGACGUGGAUGAAUUCAUGAGGCUUACGUACAUUAACCAACGCCACAUGAUAAAUGCAUGGCCAGCCCCAAGCAUUGGUGACGUCAAGGAACAAUGGCCUUUUCUUUUUACCAAGAGAUGGCUCUGCGCCCACUUCCACAUGCUCACUGGAGUUGAGAUCGACCGCUGUCUCAGUGAUGCUCUCCAGAGCAAAGGAAAGACCAUUGUCAAUUUCUUCCGAAGUCAGAAACCCAACUGGAGGAGAGGCAUCCAAAGUCUCCUCAAUGACAUUGAAGGUGACGUCAGUGGAAACCUCACAGCCUGUGCUGCCAUUCUUCUGGUGCUGACCCACUUCAGAGAGAAAGAGGACUCUCUCUUCCUUUUGGCUGAUGUGAAUGACACCCAGAUGGAUGUAGAGGCUCAGUUGCAUUUGCCGGCCACUCCGAGACUUAUCAUGCUUGGGAGUUCCCUGCUGGCUUCAUCUAAGUGGAUGGUGUCGAUCGAGGGGAGAGUGGUCUGUGUUUUGGAUAAUCAGUCCAACUUUGCUGCUGCCCUCUCUGUGCUCUUCGGAUGUUUCUACGUGUUCAAUACAGAGUACCAGGAGACAGCCUCAGCAACACUGGAGCUUAUUCAGAGGUUUCUAGUAGGGAUCAACCCAAAUGAAGGAACCAAAUGCUCUUCAUACCUUGAUUCAGAAGCCGGGGUGAGCCGCAGGACUGGAAGAGUUGUGCAAAGGAAAACCGAUGUAGUUGCCACCUUCCUCAAAGACCUGACUGAAUUUGAAUGGUGAACCAGUUUCAUAGGAGAUGCAAACACACAAACAAGGAUGCACAUACAUGAUGCAUAGCUUCAAAUGUUAUAAUGUUGCUCUUGUUUAAUAUCAACCAAUCAACACUACAGAUUGCAAUUGAGAUCUAUCAUGAUAUGCAUCUUGGAAUAAUUGUUAUAUGUUUCUGUUGUCUGGCCCUGUCUGUGAAGGGGAAACGUGAUUUUAUAACUUUUAUGUUAUAAUGAUGUUCUAAAUGAUUACCGGAAGUGUUUUUUUGUUGUUGACAGAUUUCUUUAAGACGUUUUGUUGACUUACUGUAAACAAAAUCAGUGUGAUUAAAUUCAGUUUUGUUCAGAACGAGUUCCCAUUUCACUACAGUAUUAAAGGGGCAGUGAAGUUAAACUUGAUUUUCCUGCUUUUUGUUAUAUUUCCACACAAUGAGGUUGAAAUAAAACUCAGAAAUUGUAAAAA
Messenger RNA from Oncorhynchus keta (chum salmon), 2832 nucleotides. RefSeq lists its product as uncharacterized. Bases 370 to 2382 code for a protein of 670 amino acids. The record is from RefSeq and is a predicted model, not a curated record. The transcript has 7 exons. Lineage: Eukaryota; Metazoa; Chordata; Actinopteri; Salmoniformes; Salmonidae.